Cyclocybe aegerita is the source of this 1740-nucleotide messenger RNA. NCBI's taxonomy places the organism in Eukaryota, Fungi, Basidiomycota, Agaricomycetes, Agaricales, Hemipholiotaceae. The record is from the annotation of a GenBank genome assembly.
AUGGUCUUUUCUUUUUUCCUCUCUGCCCACCAGCGUGCAUGCGCCUGGAAGCAGAAGGAGCGGCAGUCAAAAAUUGACUCGUUGCCCGCCUUUUACUCGUCACCACUCUCGUUACCAGAGGAAAAAAUACACGCUCUUUCCCUUUCUCAACUCGUUAAUCAAUGUCGUGUUGGCACCCUCUCUCCGUCGUCGGUCAUGACGGCCUAUGCCAAACGAGCGCUCGUCGCGCAGAAGAACACCAACUGUCUGACGGAUAUCAUGUUCGAGGAGGCGCUCGCCAUCCCAUCUGUCGCCAACUGGGGCCUUGGUGUAGACUCGGACACCAGCAUCAACGAAGUCGCUCGUGAACGGUCUCUGCUUGGGGUUCCUGUCAGCAUCAAAGACACGGUAAACAUCGCCGGAUACGACACCACCAUCGGUUACUCUCGCAACGUCGGACGUCCAGCAGCAGCCUCAUCAGCGAUAGUACGCCUCCUGCAAGAUGCCGGGGCGUUAGUGCACGCCAAGACCACCGUUCCGACUGGGCUUCUCGCUCUCGAGACUGUAUCAGACGUCUACGGCCGUACAACCAACCCAUACAAUCAAGCCUACUCCGCCGGUGCGUCGACAGGAGGUGGAGGUGCCCUUGUGGCUUGCGGUGGGAGCAAGAUCGAAAUAGGGACGGAUAUCGCUGGGAGCGUCAGGAUUCCGGCCCACUUCUGCGGGAUUUGGAGCUUAAAGGGCAGCUCUGGGAGAUUUCCUGGAUGGGGUACGGAACCUGCGAUGAAGGGCCUGCUAUCGGUUCCCAUCGUGGCGUCGCCGAUGGCGGGAAACCUCGAAGAUUUACGCGAGUUUUGGAAGCGGGUGAUCUCAUCGGAGCCAUGGCAGUAUGACCAUACGUGCGUCCCACUUCCUUGGAAGAAUGUGAACCUGCAAGAUGAGGGCCGCAAGCUGAAAUGGGGUGUCAUGCGGGAAGAUGGCACUGUGCCUCCUACUCCGGCAUGUCGACGCGCUCUCACAACUGUCGUCACAGCUCUGAAAAGGCAGGGCCACGAAGUCGUUGAUUUUCAACCUCCAGACGUCUUCGAGGGUAUGAAGAUCGGAUAUCAGCUCCUCUUCUCCGAUGGUGGUCAACAAACCAAAGACGCUCUAAUGCCCGGAGAGACCGUGACACCAGCCGCCCAAUCCCUUCUGGACCUGCUCCAAUUUCCGCGAUUCGUCAAGAAGAUCCUGGCAUACUUCAUGAGUUGGACUGAUCCAGUCUCCAGUCAGUUGUAUGAAGUCAUGCACAAGAAGACCGUCGUCGAGGAGAGAGCCCUCAUCGCCGCUCGAGAUGCGUACAUGGCUGAUUGGCAUAAGAAGUGGACAGACGAGGGUCUCGACUUCGUGCUAACUGUACCAUUCCCGCUUCCAGCUGUAGAGAACGGCGCUACGGAGAAGACGACGCUCAUGACCGCAGGGUAUACCUUCCUGUUCAGCUUGCUCGACUACGCUGCUGGGGUUCUUCCUGUUACUUUCGUCGAUAAGGAUCUCGAUGCUCUUCCUGCCAACUUCGCCCAGUCAGCCAAAUACAAAUCCCUCUCGGCGAUCGCGAAGGGCGCGUACAGCGUGUACGACGCGGAGAAGAUGCACGGUCUGCCCCUCGGGGUGCAGAUCGCUGGUCGCCGACUCGAAGAAGAGAAGGUGCUCGAAGGUAUGCAGGUGAUAGAGACUGCGCUCCGCGAGCAUGGGCCGGUCUUUGUCAACCAAGUCAAACUGUAA